AUGAACCUCCAUGGCAGCAGAGAACGGCGGAAAUCAUCCCACAGGUCGCGAAGACCGUUCGGCAAGCUCACUUUGGAUACCAACUUCGCAAGCCAAGGAAGGCCAUUCCCGUACGAGUCGCGUGUUCAAGAGCUCAGCUUCGUCAGCUUCGCGGAAUCGAAAGCUCGCGCGAAUGUCUUCGCUCGACAAGAAGGUCUCAAACAGCAACUUGGCAACGAAGCGCCACUCGCUCCUCCGGCGCAGCAAAUAGCGCCGACACCAAAUGCGCAGCCAUCUUCGAGGAAGAAGACCAUUGUCAAGCCAAGUAGGAGUUUCCGGGCUGCGAUUGUUCCUUCGCCAACCGAGCAAAAGGCCUCCGAUGCUUCGCUGGCGCCUCCGCUCCACAGACGAGUCAAAGGCCUCAGACCUUCUCCGUUGGAUCUCAACCAGGAUGUCUCGCCCUCAGAUCGAGCGAUCACCAUUGGCUUGGCUUUUGCGCCUUCUACUGCUCCCGUAGAUCCGAAAUCUCCUUCAUCUCCUCCCGAAGGGCCCGAAGGGAAGGACCAUGAGUCGAUUGAUACCCAGAAGGUGCGUAACGACCUAUGUUGACAUCUACGGAGAUGGCAUGCGUUGUAAGAGGAGACUUGCUGCAGAAGUCGUCUCGAUUCCCCACACACGUGUGUCUUGUUAGGUGUCUUACCGUUGACCUAUACCCGGUUCAUUUUACUAAUCGAAGCCAGUUCGGGCAGGAGGUCGCCACGCCAGUUAUCGUGAUCACUCCGGCGAAAGACCGCUUCUCGCCCUCUGACCUAGCAUCUGGAUACCGGCCAACUUCGAGCAUAUAUUCUCGGUACACGAACCUCCUGACCAAAAAGAAUGAGAAGACGCCUCCCGUCCCGCCCCUCCCACUCUUCGCAGCUUCAGGACCUAACGAGUCCAUAACUGCCCCCUAUCCGUAUGCACGAGAGUCAGCCGCCACCACAUUCGAGGAGGACCUCGCGUCGCCUCGUCUACGGGAGACUAGACUCAUGUCAACGUGGUCCGACGAUACUGUUACGCCUAUGACUCGCUUUUCGAAGCGAUCAACCGCUGGACUACCCACCCCGCGCCGAAGCAAGGGAUGGUGGAACAUCAUCACCUCGCCCUUCUCUGCAAAGUCCUCGAACACGUCUUUCUGGAAAUCUCCCUCGGCUGAGCAAAGCUCCGAACAACAUCGUAUACUAGACGAUGCCGCACCCAUGGGUUCGGACCCACAUGCCGGAGUAAUAUUUUUGAACCGUGCCUCAGAUGACGAUGCACUACGAUCAGCACCUGCUUCGGGGCCCGCGCUACGCUCUGAGACAGAGAAACUCAACCCUACUGGAGUCCCUAAGAGAUCGGACACAGCGCCAGCCGCCUUAGACCCUAGUGCUCCGAAGGUGAACAUCUAUCAGCUACCUAGAUCGGGUGAGGCCGCAGCAUACUAUGAUCCCAAUCGCCACUUCUCUAGCCUAUGUCUGUCGCCGACCGCCUUGAAGACCGCAUCUAGAGGCAGCCUUGAAGGCUGGAGCCCUUCACAAAGUGUCCACAUUCCAAGCCGUCAUUGCGAACAAACCGCCAUAGACUGUCUAGGCCCAAUCGCUAACGAUCCGCGUUCCUCCAGAGCGGAGAGCGAGAUAUGUGCCAGCCAAAAGUCUGCGGAACAGGCCGAGAUGGGGCCUAGUUCUCCCGUUGAUGAGCCACUUGCUGCGCGACGUUCUGUUGCAACUGGGGUCAACAUCUUCUCUACGCCAUCAGAGGAAGAGUUGAGGAGUGCUGGACUCGAAAUUCCGCCAGCCUCCCGUGAGUACAGACCACCUCCAGCCGAGCAUCUGAUGUCGCCGCUUUCUGCAACGCCUGUUGUUCAAGAUGCUCACUUGGCAAGAAUUGUCGGCCCUCAUUCUUCAUUUGGAGAGCAAAGGCAAGUAGAGGUCGAAUCUGCUCCAACACCGUCGCACUAUGGUCUUGGCUUUGCAACACUUGGAGCUGCGACAAUUGCGCAUCAUGAACCAAAUGAAGCGCGGGGUUUUUCUUCUGAGAAGCGAACACAGGCGAAGAGCUUAAUGCAGCCACUGCAUGCCAGACAAUAUUCCCACGGCCUGGGAAUCACCGACAGCCACAGCGAUCUUUUCCCUCCGCCCCAGCAUAUCAGCGAGAAGCCUCGCCUUGGGACGGAUAAGUUUGGACAGCUCACCAUCCGGAGCGUCGAGGAGCAGCGGACUCGGAGGCCCUGGUACCGUCGCUUCUUCUGGCUAAUAGCCGCAGCGGUGACUACACUACUCCUUCUGCUGAUAAUCCUUCUGGUCAUCUUCGUUCCACAACGGCAUAACGACAUAUCCGUUCAAUCGACUUGGAUGAACUUGACGGGAUUUCCUGUGCUAGCAACCGGUGUCAGCACGGUGAUCCAACCUCACCGCGCUGACUCAAGCAGUUCCUGUGUGUCCCCUUCGGAGAUGUGGAGCUGUGCAGUACCAGGCCAAAACAAUAACAGCAUUCCCGACUUCAGAUUCGAAAUCAGGUUUCGGAAUGGCACCCUGCCCGCCAACGAGACGGCCAGACGCAGCUCCCGCGCAAGUCAGCGGAAGCGAUGGGACCAAGCUAGCGCACUUCGCCCCUUUACGAAGAGGAGCGAAUGGUCCGACUACCUGUACUCCCCAUCACCCGCAGCGCCGUCUAUCGAAGAUCAGAAAUUCCUUGGCCGCACGACCGACAACGUCACCGCGAUCUAUGAAGGCGAAGAGACUCCAUUCUACAUAUCGAUGCUCGAAGCCCCUUCGCUCUCGGGAUCGUCGGACUCGAAACUGCGUCGCCGGGAAAGCAACUUCACCUACCCAUACCCUACAGACUCGGCGGAGGAACAAUCCCAAAACGUGUCGACCAAAGCCCCAGAAUCCAUACCGCCUCCCGCACUGAAAUCGAACGGGGAGCCUGCUGUGCAAGAGCUGUACCCCCUGGCCACAGCUCAGCCAUUGAAACUCUACAACCGCGGCACGGAAGACGAGCACUAUGGAUUCUACACCUACUUCGACCGCUCCAUCUACGUCUCGGCGCCGGCCAACGCGUCACACAACGCCACGGCCAAUUUCACCGGUAACGUCGCCCUGCACGAAGCCGAGACGGUCUGUACCUUCUCCCAGACCAGGUUUCGUGUCCAGAUCUGGACCCAGAAGGGCAACGUCAGCAGCAGUCUAGGGCGGCGGUCUGCGUCGGGCUCCAUAGCAGCAGCAGCAGCGGGCAAUUCUACGGCUAACGACAUGUCGUCGCCGGGUUCCUUUCCAUACCCCGUGACGGUCACGAUCAAUCGCCAUGGCGGCAGCGCGACCAGGAAGGGCGUGUAUUGCUAUGGUCUGGAUGAGGAGCAUCACGUCGUCAGCGCGGAUAAGAUGUGGAUUGUCGAGGACCGGGCGGCCGGAGGGUCUCUGGUGAACCCGGCGGAGAUUCCGGGCAAUGGUACAUCGGCGAAGAAUUCCAAGAGGGACGAUCAAAUCUACGGAGGCAUAGAUGGAGGGACGGGGGGCUGUGAUUGUCAGUGGCGAAAUUGGAAGUGA
This is a messenger RNA of Lecanosticta acicola, 3545 nucleotides long. The record is from the annotation of a GenBank genome assembly. Lineage: Eukaryota; Fungi; Ascomycota; Dothideomycetes; Mycosphaerellales; Mycosphaerellaceae.